This is a messenger RNA of Oppia nitens, 1858 nucleotides long. RefSeq names its product zinc finger protein 64-like. The transcript has 9 exons. Bases 38 to 1858 code for a protein of 606 amino acids. NCBI's taxonomy places the organism in Eukaryota, Metazoa, Arthropoda, Arachnida, Sarcoptiformes, Oppiidae. The record is from RefSeq and is a predicted model, not a curated record.
ACUUUGAGUGGACUUUUGAUGACAAUUGACACCAAAAAUGGACAGAUAUUUGAAUUCAGAUGAAAUACAAGACACGCAUAUCUGUGGUGUUUGCAGACAAUCAUAUAGUGAUAUCAAUGCUUUUGUUGAACACAAGAAAGUCUGCAAAUCAAAUAGUCUUCAAUGCAAACAACAAAUCCCUUCAAAAAAGACUAUCAAAAAUCGAAGAAAAUUGAAAACGAAAUCUAAAAUUAUGACUAAAAUGGUUGACAAACAACCAAAAGUGUUGAACGAAGAGUCGAUAGUAACAGAUACGAGUGAAUCCUUACGACUGCAGGAAUUUUCUCAGACCAUGACUUCAGAUAAUAUCGUCAAUACAGACAUUGAGACAAAUGUUGUCCAAUCGACAGUAACUGUUACCGGAACUACUAUUUAUUAUUCAAAUGAUAACGGCAAAAAGUUUAAAUGUGAAUAUAAUAAUAAUUGCAUUUUUACUACAUAUUAUCUAAAAGAUCUGGAAAGACAUUACAGGAUACAUACCGGAGAAAAACCGUUUAAAUGUGAUGUUUGCGACCGUUGUUUUAACCGAUCGGAUAAAUUAAAACUUCAUACUCGAAGUCAUACGGGAGAGAAACCGUAUCAAUGCGAUCAAUGUUCUUAUGCAUCAAGUGAUAGGUGUAGUCUUGUCAAACACCAACGCAUACACACAGAUGAAAGACCAUACAAGUGUCAGUUGUGUCGGUACGCCAGUCGUAAUUCAAGUCAACUCGUUGUCCACUUAAGAACACAUACCGGUGAUUCCCCCUUCAUAUGUGUCUUAUGUAAGGCUGGUUUCAAAAUUAAUUCGGAUCUUAAGAGACAUAUGAAGAUCCAUACCGGAGAAAAACCAUUUGAAUGCGAACAGUGCUCAUACAAGUCAUCCAUUAAAGGCAAUCUUCAUAUGCAUUACAAACUGAAACACUCGAGUGAAAGUCGAGUUCAUUGUAAUGAAUGCCAAUUUAUUGCCAAUUCUAAGAAAGAAUUGAAAGAUCACAUCAGAGAUCAUAUGAUUAAACCAUUAUCAUGUGAUGAUUGCAAUUACACAACUAACUCAAGAUCAGCCCUAAACAAUCAUAUCAGAAUUCAUACCAAUGAAAAACCAUAUGAAUGUCAAAUAUGUGGCUAUAGUUGCCGUCAGGCAUGUAAUCUCAACACACAUAUGAAGACUAAACAUCCCAAUCGUGGCACCGAUAAGACUAUCAAAACCACAAAAGCAAUUCUAAAAUGUGAAACUCGUGUGAAAGGCGGUCGCAAAGGAAAUAAAGCUUAUUGUCAGACAAUAUUCAACUGUCAUUUGUGUGAUUGUAGUUUUGUUAGAGAAGACUCACUUCGUAGUCAUCUACGACACCAUCAAGACAUGCAUCCCACGACAGGCGCUGCAUUAGCUAUAUUGCAAUUGCAAAAUGAAAGUAAACUGAGUGAACCAAUAGUAACAAGUGAUCCAAAUAAAGAAAUAGUGACCACACAAACAGAAUCUCAAGAAAUCGAGUUAGAGAUGGAGACAAACAUCAACAAUAACGAUACAAUUGCAGUGGAGAGUCAACUUUAUCGACAAUUAAUGCAAGACAACGUCGAGACAUCAACAGAACAUUCAUACAAUCGGACAAUUGAACCAAAAACAUACUCCAAGAGAGAGCGAAACGUGAAAAACAACAAAUCAUUGCUUAAAACUCAAGCCUUGCAAUUAGUGCCAACAUCGACAACAUCCGGACAAAUAGUUUAUCAUUUACAACAACCAAUGGGUUUGUCUUAUCUGCCAAAUGUCAGCACAAUUGUGGUAAUUAACAAUCAAACUAUUGAUACAAAUGAUUCAAUAGAUAAUACAAAUACUAUUGAAUAA